GCAGACUUGGAGGAAAUUGAGAGACGCCGCUCAGCAGCAGCAGCAGCAGCAGUAGUCUGCGCAGUUUAGAGAGAAAACGGCACGGCCUCCUGUGCUGCACGGCAUGAGGGACUUCACCCAAACUGCGCACUGACUCCGCAGGAUGCACCGCUGCAGCUGCGUAGUUAGUUGAGGACACACUGGCACAAGCCCGUUCCGGACGUGUGCAAGAAUUUUAGAGAGGGGCCUAACUGGUUGCUGACCGCAGCUGCAACAUUUGGUUUCCCCACUGAGUGUUUAUCAUUCCUGGUCUCAGGAGAGCCCUGCGCUGUGGCCUUGUAGCGGACAUGGGAAAUGUAAACAGGAGUCGGGCUGGAUUUUAAACUACGCAGACGUCCCAAGUCCUCCUCCCGCCUCCUUCUCCUCCUCCUCCCGGGCCGUCCGAGACGGAGAUGGAGACGGAGAGGAUCGUGCCUGAGCAGGAGGGAGAGGCUGAACUGCCCAUGCACAACGUUCAUGGAACCAACCGGAUCAGACCAUCCUCCUACCGGGCCCUGCGCAGCGCUGUGUCCACCCUGGCCCGCCUAGAUGAUUUCAGCCGUGAGAAGAUCGGCGCGGGCUUCUUCUCCGAGGUGUUCAAGGUGCAGCACCGUGUGUCCGGUCAGGUGAUGGCUCUGAAGAUGAACAUCCUGGCCAGCAACAGGGCCAACAUGCUCAGGGAGGUCCAGCUCAUGAACCGACUAUCACACCCGAACAUACUCAGGUUUAUAGGAGUGUGUGUCCAUGAGGGGCAGCUGCAUGCUCUGACAGAGUACAUCAAUGGUGGAAACCUGGAGCAGCUGUUGGGCAGUGACGUGUACCUGUCAUGGAGUGUGCGACUCAGCCUCGCUCUGGAUAUCGCUCGAGGAUUGAAGUACCUGCACAGCAAGGGUAUCUUCCACAGAGACCUCACCUCCAAGAACUGCCUGGUACGCUGGGAAGGUGGCGCGUGCUCAGCCGUGGUGGGAGACUUUGGCCUGGCGGAGAAAAUACCAGAUUACAGUGAGGAAGAAGGGCAGGAGCCUCUGGCUGUGGUUGGCUCCCCCUACUGGAUGGCUCCGGAGGUGCUCAGAGGAGAAGUGUAUAAUGAAAAGGUGGAUGUGUUUGCAUACGGCAUCAUCUUGUGUGAGAUCAUUGCGAGGAUACAGGCUGAUCCCGACAUCCUUCCACGCACUGAGGAUUUUGGUCUGGAUGUGGAGGCCUUUCGGCAGAUGGUGGGAGACUGUCCGUCUCACUUCCUGAAUUUAGCCAUCGCCUGCUGUAAUAUGAACGCAAAACUCCGUCCGUCUUUCUCCCAAAUUGUAGCAGAGCUGGAAAAGAGACAAGCUGAGAGAAAACGGAAGGACGAACCAGCUGUCAAAGAAGCUCCUUCUCCAUCUGUUAGCCCUGUGCGAAGACGAUCCUUCUGCCUCCUGUCAGAUCAGCGUCUCUCCCGCAGCAAAUCCGACAUGCUCCAUCCUCCAGAGACGCCGCCUCCUGUUACCUUGGCACCUCCCGCUCGGGUCAACCCCUUUUCCCAGAGGGAGGACCUCAAAGGCGGGAAAAUAAAGCUGUUUGACACACCCAGCAAGUCGGUCAUCUCCCUGACCUUCACCCUGCCUCCCCCACCAGACUGUGAUGAUGCCACUGCGUCUGACCCUGAUGCUGUCGACAUGCCCAGGAGACACAGGCGCUGCCACUCGCUGCCUUGUACACCUCCUCCACACCUCACGUCAGCGCCAAAUACUGUCCUCUCUGAGGAGUCCCCGUCUGAGAUGGACGAUGCAAACAGUGAAGUAAAUGGAGCAACUGAGGAGGACAGUCUCCUAGAAGACAAGGAUACCUACAGGGCAGGUGAUUCAGGUCUUCCUUUGUCUCUUGAGGCCCUGUCAGUGAACAUGCUGGACCAAGAGAGAGGGGAGCAGCAGCAGGAGGAGGAGGAAGGGAGAGAGGAGGAACCAAUGGACUGCAGUAGCUCCCCAGACAUACAAGACUGCACUUCUUCUAACUCCAAACUUUCCUCUCCUCCCUCUCACUUCUCAUCUCCCUUACAACCAUCCACCCCUCCCUUCUCAAACGGCUGGGGGUCAGCCAUCUCUAACGGGCCUCCGUGCCUGCCGCCACUCUCCAAUUUGGUCAACAACAAUGUGGUUGUGAGCCGACCACUGGGCUGGAGUGCUGCCACCAACAGCUCUCCUGCAACCAACAAUAACGGCUAUCACUCGCCAACAGGCGACCCCAGUGGCCCUUCACCCUUUGGCUCCGGCAGUGGGCACUCUCUGGACCAGGAGGAAGUCAUCUCCUCCUGUCCCGGCUGCUGCCUGGCAGGCCUCCGCUUCCCCUCAAUGUGUCUGCGAGCUCCUCCACGCCGAAACCCUUACAAGAACUUGAACGGGGACCAUGCGGCCUCUCGUGGGCUCCUUUGUGCAGGACCCAAGGGCCUGCCACCCUCACCUACCCCCACAGCCACGACCACCAGCCUGGAGCCGGGACUCGCCUUGCCAAGGGCGCAGACAUAAACCCAGAGUCCUCAACACCAAAUGCAUGGAAACUAUGCACCAAAGGGUCACACUCUGGAAAUUAAGCAGGUCCUCUUAAAAUUUGCACAGAUUUUAACACAGCAAUAUUUCCGCUUAUUUUCCAGAUACACUUUUUGGUGCACGGGUGACUCUAAGUAUCCAGGUCGGUUUACAAAGAGACUCCAAAACGGGCUGACUGUCUCCAAUAAAGCUGUGGGACAAAAACUUUGCAGGCGUCGCCCUCUGCUGGACCGAGGGCGGUACAUCCUGUGACGUCAGCCGUGCCUGUAUAGAGCUGAUUGAUCGGCAGCAUCCAGAACUGAUCAGCAUGUAAACACUCCAGUUUGGGGUCCGGUUCAGUUGGAUCUUGAAUAUUUGCAGAUGUAAAGAUUGAUGAAUGAUGCUGGAAUCAGGAAUGUUAAAGCUUAAGUAUUAAUAUUGUUGCAAUGAUUUUCUGAUGUUCGGUGCUGAAUGAACAGGCAAGUUUUGCUUUGAUGUCUUUAAUUAUCAAGAGGUGUAUAAUGCUCUGCUGAGGUGUUUGUAAAGCGAAUGCAUGUUUGUGAUGGAUACAGUGUGAGAGGGUGUGUGUGUGUGUGUGUGUGUGUGUGUGUGCGCGCGCGCGCUGUACACUAUUCAGACUAAUUUUUUUUUUUGUUGCUGUAUGAUCUGUCAGUCCUUCUGAUUGCCUGGUUAAGAACUUCAGCUGUAUUGUUAAUAAUGAAACUGAACAUUCAUUCCCAAAUAUGAUAAAGACCUGCUUUAGAGAUGUACAGAUUCUUAUUAUUUAAACAUGGCAUUGAAUAAAAAGACAGAAUGCACUCAUGUC
Molecule: messenger RNA, 3342 nt
Organism: Archocentrus centrarchus (flier cichlid)
Lineage: Eukaryota; Metazoa; Chordata; Actinopteri; Cichliformes; Cichlidae
Gene: tesk1b
Product: testis associated actin remodelling kinase 1b
Exons: 10
Coding region: 432-2516 (694 amino acids)
Biological process (GO): protein phosphorylation; positive regulation of stress fiber assembly; actin cytoskeleton organization
Cellular component (GO): cytoplasm; nucleus
Molecular function (GO): protein serine/threonine kinase activity; ATP binding
Source: RefSeq, a predicted model, not a curated record